Messenger RNA from Coregonus clupeaformis (lake whitefish), 1036 nucleotides. Its product is annotated as regulator of G-protein signaling 21. Bases 184 to 894 code for a protein of 236 amino acids. Lineage: Eukaryota; Metazoa; Chordata; Actinopteri; Salmoniformes; Salmonidae. The transcript is spliced from 5 exons. The record is from RefSeq and is a predicted model, not a curated record.
UGCGGUAAACUGAGUAGUUCACCUAGGUCAGGAAGUAGUGUGGAAGGUACAGGGGAAAUGUUUGGGCUACGUUGCAGCUUUAAAAAGAGAUGUGGUACAAACCAUAGGGUUAAACGAGCGCUAAGAGCUGAUCGUACUCUGCUUUCACAUAUGCUAAAGUUAGAAGGAAGAUAAGAAGCUAGAAUGGAGACACUUGUUUUUCUGUUUCCUCAAUUCAACUUUUCGGCCCCAAAAGAGGAAGCAUAUUUCAAAAUGCUCGGUCCUGAGGACUUGAAGGCACCGAGAAUGAAAGCUAGUAAUUCCAGAUUGAAAGACAGGAAGUGCCGACUGACUCUUCUGCUGACCAAAUCAGGCUCCCACGAAAACAUCAGUCCAGAAAAAAAGACCGCCACCGCCACCAUCAACAUCUCACCGGAGGCAGCGUUGAGAUGGAGCGACUCCUUUGAAGAUCUGCUCAGGCACUCAGAUGGAGUGGAGAUGUUCUCUCAGUUCCUCAGGACAGAGUUCAGCGAGGAGAACAUUGAGUUCUGGUUGGCCUGUGAGGAGUACAAGACCAUCGACUCGGAGAUCCGGCUCAUCUCCAAAGCCAAGCACAUGUAUUCUGUCUUCAUUGAAGCCGAGGCCCCAAAAGAGGUCAACAUCGACUAUGCCACCAAGGUGGCCAUCCAGAAGACCAUCGCCUCGCCGACCAAUACCUGCUUCGAUGUGGCACGGAGCAAAGUCUACAGCCUGAUGAAAAAAGACUGCUACCCAAGGUUCCUCAGGUCAGACAUCUACCUGCGCCUCACCAAGAGGAAAGGCCCCGGGACCACCAUGUACCGCCGGAGGUCACGGUCCUGCGUUUUCGAUGAGCUGCGAGGGGAGGCCACCAGCGACUCCUCUGACUGGUUGUAGCAUCAUAAGCCAAGAGUAGUACCACACACACUUCCAAUUUCCCUUGCAGUGCAAUGCCUGUAGCUGACUAGAUUUACAUUUUAGUCAUUUAGCAGACGCUCUUAUCCAGAGCAACUUACAGUUAGUGAGUACAUUACAUGCA